Sycon ciliatum is the source of this 3151-nucleotide messenger RNA. RefSeq lists its product as uncharacterized. Gene Ontology annotation, molecular function: guanyl-nucleotide exchange factor activity; protein binding. The record is from RefSeq and is a predicted model, not a curated record. The transcript has 32 exons. The coding region runs from base 252 to 2771 and encodes 839 amino acids. Gene Ontology annotation, biological process: signal transduction. Gene Ontology annotation, cellular component: cytoplasm. Lineage: Eukaryota; Metazoa; Porifera; Calcarea; Leucosolenida; Sycettidae.
AGUUACUGGACGGCCCCUUGUUUACUUUCAAAGUUCAAAUCAGCGAGCAGUAAAACAUCCGUCCUUGCUCCAAAUCAUUCUCCCUUUCUCUUCAGAUGGAUAAAGUGAUUACUAAUUAUUUUACUAGUAUUUCCACGCCACCCCACACCUCGGCGGCGUGUGGAGUUAGUGUUUAGUAGAUAAUAGCGGACGACCGUUCAACAAGUAUCGGUUGCAGGGAUCAUUACGUACUGGCUAGCCUCGAUGCAGAAAUGACGGUGACCCAAGCAAGGCCUCUAAAACGCUAUGUGGUGGUGCACCCAUACACAGCUGCACAGGACGAUGAGCUGUCGCUCGACAAGGGAGAUGCUAUCAUGGUGGCCGAGACAUUUCCUGACUCCUGGAUGAAAGGAAUUCGUCUGCGUGAUAUGAGGAUUGGCUUCUUUCCAGGCAACUUUGUCAAGCCUCUUCCUGUGACAAGCACUGGAGAGAUUGUGGAAAGCAAAAGAUGUCAGGUGUGCAAGGAAAUCCUGACCAGCGAGAUGUCGUAUGGACGGUUUCUAUGGCAACUGGAGGAGGCCUUUGCAGAGCCAUUGAAAACCAGUGGAGCAAUCACGCCUGAAGAAUACUCGAAGAUAUUCGGAAAUACACAGGCUCUGGUUAAGUUGAACGAUGACUUGGUUGGACAGCUGCGGCAGAGAAUGCAGACCUGGGACGAAGAGACGUCGCUCAUGGGCGACAUUUUCUCGAAAAUUGCACCUCUUCUGAAGCUUCUCGAAGGCUACGCUCUGCAGUAUCCCAAUGCCAGGCAGGUCAUUGAGAAGUUGCGCAAGACCAAUCGUAACUUCAUGGCAUUGUGUUCUAGUGCGGAGGCUAGCACUGGUCACACACUGCUAUCCUUGCUGAUGAACCCUAUCCAGAGAGCACCUCGCUAUCAGCUAUUGCUGAAGGAGUUACUGAAGAACACAGCACAUGAGCACAAGGAUUAUGAGCACAUCACUGGAGCGUUGGGUCAAGUUAUCAAGAUCAACAUUGCUAUGAAUGAGAAUCUGCGGCGUAUGGAGAACGAGCAGCGUAUCAUCCAGAUCAGCAAGUCAUUUCCCAACGAUGACACCAAAAUCCUUCAAGCAAAGCGGCAAUUCAACAUCGGACGCAAUGCAAGGAAGGCCAAGGAAUCCUCCAGCAAGGAAGACAAAUUCCUCCAAAAGAGAAAGCGGCUGACGUCGUUCGGAGUACAGGCCGGUCCUUUGUCUUCAUCGCCUGGCACACCGCACCGCUCGCCGCAAACCCUCCGUAUGAACAACCGGCCCCGGCAACACUCUGAACCGAUAGCUCCAAUGGAUGCUCAAAUGCAGUCUCCUGCAACUCCUAAAACGCCCACCGGUGUGGCUUCAAGGAAGGCAGGAUCUGUGAAGAGCGGCCAGAGAUCGCCCAACACGAAGGCACACUUUCGCUUUAGCCUCAGCUUGCCAAUGGAGAGUAAUCCACCGUCCGCUAAUGGGUCUGAUCAGCUUGGGUCGCCUGCUUCACCACAAGGCACUUCUCCUGCACGCUUCUCAACGCCUGAUCCAAUGGAGACAAGUUCAACCAGCCGUCUCUCGCCCAGGACCCCAGCAUCAGCCGGGAAUGUGCACAGCCAACUCAUACCCAGCCCUGCGGGAAUCUCUCCGUCUGCAUCCAGUAUGUCAAACCUAUCUGCCGCUGGUACCAUGUCAGCGUUACCUCUGUCACCCUCACAGCAGGCCAUUGGCUCGGAUACACUCUUUGACACCAGCACUCAGCGAUUCUUCAUCCGCGAAGGCCGUGUCUUCUUGAAAGGCAAUGCUGGUAUUGAGAAGUAUCUCUUCCUGUUCACUGACUUGCUGCUCAUAGCUACGGUUAGCAGUCGGAAGACGUACAAGUUGAAAGAGAGAGCAGCCCUAUCCCAAUGCUGGGUGAUGAAUGGAAAGACAUUCGAUCGCAGUUUCCUAAGCAUCACUGUUAUGUUUGGAACGCCAUUGCAAAUGCACAACUGGGUGUUCCUACGCGAGGAGGAGAAGAAUUUGUGGCUAAUAGACAUGGACCGGUUUGUCAGGGAGCAGAAGAACGCGUUUCUAUGCGGAGUUGUGGACGAAACAGAGCUACCAGAUGAAGUGCUUCGCUACAUGACAUUCAGACCCAGGUCACUGAUGAAGCCAACGCUGCCCCUUGAACUUGAGCUAUCAGAUAAAGAGGACGCUAUCGUCAUAGGAUUCGAGGGCACGAAUGGCAAAUGGCAGCCGGCAUUGGCAACAACUGACCCAGAAGACACUGGUGUGGAAUGGUGGUUUGGAGCAUUCAAUGAGCGCGUUGGAUGGUUUCCAGUGGGUUGCAUUCCGGAGAAUGACCAGCUGUCGUUUCUGAGUACGCAAGCUUCCCAGUGUACACAAGUACCGAUCACCAUUGCACAGCGCAUGAAGCAACUCUGGACAUCCGAGACGGGAAAGUCCAUGCCGAGUCUGGGCAACCAGCGCAUUGCACGUUUCUACGAUGCAACCGGAUCGUUCAAGACGAUGCGGGUUCAAGAAGACGCCAGCGCGGAUGACUUGAUCAGUGCCUACUAUCACCACGGCUUGCUCUACAGUGGUAGAACGUGGGACCUGAUGGAGGUGUCGGUUGACGGUACAUAUGCUAGACUUGUAUCACCAUCGGAUUCACCAGCAAGUAUCGUGGAUAGAUGGGGUACCAAGUACCGGGACCUGAUGAAAUUCAUCAUCAAGGAGCGAGAUGAGCAGCCCAGAAGCCGUCUCUUCACCAGCUCUAUCAGUCCAUGAUGGCUGCGAUAGUCAUUGCUCCUUCUGGCAUACGGACAUUCGGCUGCUGAGCAGAAAAGAGAUUGCAAAGAUAUCGGGAGAUGGACAUCCGUAGGCUGACCAAUCACUGUCACUGCAUUCCUGGUGGCCAUGGCCACUAUCUUCUCAUCUAGCACUAGCGUGAAAUCAUUACGGAUGACUGAGCAGAAUUUACUUAGAGUUUGACACACAUGAGUAGGUUUCAAUUCUUGAAUAGCAUGCUAGUUUUGUUGCCAUUGACGACAAUAAUAGCGCACACAACAGCUGCUUCCAAGCUGUUCCUCAUCAUUUUUUUCUCAAAAAUGUCUUCUGUUCUUAUUCAUACACAUGAAAGAAGUGCUGGUCACUUCUGAGAUUGUAAA